GAGGAAGAGGAUGGCAGGGCCGCAUCCCAGCCUGCGGACCAGGCUCCUGCUGGCCGCCCUGCUGAGCAUGAGCCUCCCUGGGCACAUGGCUAACCGUUGCAAAAAGGCCCCGGUGAGUAGCUGCACAGAGUGCAUCCGCGUGGACAAGGACUGCGCCUACUGCACUGACGAGAUGUUCAAGGACAGACGCUGCAAUACCGUGAUAGAGCUGCUGGCCGCAGGCUGCCGGCAGGAGAGCAUGGUGGUCAUGAAUGGCAACUUCAAGAUCACAGAGGAGACCCAGAUCGACACCACCCUGCGACGCAGCCAGGUGUCCCCCCAGGGCCUGUGGGCCCGGCUGCGGCCGGGCGAGGAGCAACACUUCCGGCUGGACGUGUUCGAGCCCCUGGAGAGCCCCGUGGACCUGUACAUCCUCAUGGACUUCUCCUACUCCAUGUCUGAUGAUCUGGACAACCUGAAGAACAUGGGGGAGAAGCUGGCUGGGGUCCUGAGCCAGCUCACCAGCGACUACACUAUUGGAUUUGGCAAGUUUGUGGACAAAGUGAGCGUCCCUCAGACAGACAUGAGGCCUGAGAAGCUGAAGGAGCCCUGGCCCAACAGUGACCCCCCCUUCUCCUUCAAGAACGUCAUCAGCCUGACGAGAGAUGUGAAGGAGUUCCGCAGUAAACUGCAAGGGGAACGGGUCUCAGGCAACCUGGACGCUCCUGAAGGAGGUUUUGAUGCCAUGCUGCAGACGGCCGUGUGCACGAUGGACAUUGGCUGGCGCUCCGACAGCACCCACUUGCUGGUGUUCUCCACCGAGUCGGCCUUCCACUAUGAGGCUGACGGCGCCAACGUGCUGGCCGGCAUCAUGAGCCGCAAUGAUGAGCAAUGCCACCUGGACGCCACGGGCACCUACACCCGGUUCAAGGCCCAGGACUACCCAUCUGUGCCCACCCUGGUGCGCCUGCUCGGCAGAUACAACAUCAUCCCCAUCUUCGCUGUCACCAACCACUCCUACAGCUACUAUGAUAAGCUGCACACGUAUUUCCCCGUCUCCUCGCUGGGGCUGCUGCAGGAGGACUCAUCUAACAUUGUGGAUCUGCUGGAGGAGGCUUUCAAUCGAAUUCGCUCCAACCUGGACAUCCGAGCCCUGGAAAGCCCCCGAGGCCUACAGACAGAAGUCACCUCCAAAAAGUUCCCAAAGACAGAGACUGGGUCCUUUCGCAUCCAGCGGGGAGAAGUGGGCACCUAUGACGUGAAGCUGCGGGCCAUCGAGCAUCUGGACGGGAAGCAUGUGUGCCAGCUGUCAGCUGCGGACCAGAAGGGCAGCAUCCACCUGAAGCCCUCCUUCUCUGACGGGCUCAGGAUGGACGUGGGCAUCAUCUGUGACGUGUGUCCCUGUGAGCUGCAAAAGGAGGUGAAGUCACCUCGCUGCAACUUCAGUGGCGACUUCAUGUGUGGACACUGCGUGUGCUAUGAGGGCUGGAGCGGCAAGACCUGCAGCUGCUCCACUGGCUUGCUGAGUGACACACAGCCCUGCCUGCGGGACGGUGAGAACAAGCCGUGCUCCGGGCGCGGCGAGUGCCAGUGUGGGCGCUGUGUGUGCUACGGGGAAGGCCGCUAUGAGGGUCCAUUCUGCGAAUUCGACAACUUCCAGUGUCCCCGCAACUCUGGGUUCCUCUGCAACGCCCGGGGACACUGCUCCAUGGGCCAGUGUGUGUGUGCGACUGGCUGGACAGGCUCAAGCUGUGAAUGUCCUCUCAGCAAUGCCACCUGCAUUGACAGCAAAGGGGGUAUCUGUAAUGGGCGUGGCAACUGUGAGUGUGGUCGCUGCCACUGCAAACAGCAGUCGCUCUACACCGUGGACAACACCUGUGAGAUCAGCCACUCAGCCAUCCGCCUGGGCCUUUGUGAGGACCUGCGUUCCUGCGUGCAGUGCCAGGCUUGGGGCACUGGUGAGAAGAAGGGGCAUACGUGUGAGGAGUGCAGCUUCAAGGUCAAGAUGGUGGAUGAGCUUAAGAAAGCCGAUGAGGUGGUGGAGUACUGCUCCUUCCGGGACGAAGAUGACGACUGCACCUACAGCUACACCGUGGAGGGUGAUGGCGCCCCCGGGCCCAACAGCACUGUCCUGGUGCACAGGAAGAAGGACUGCCCUCCCGGCUCCUUCUGGUGGCUCAUCCCCCUGCUCAUCUCCCUGCUGCUGCUCCUGGCCCUGCUGCUGCUCCUCUGCUGGAAGUACUGUGCCUGCUGCAAGGCCUGCCUGGCGCUUCUCCCUUGCUGCAACCGAGGCCACAUGGUGGGCUUCAAGGAGGACCACUACAUGCUGCGGGAGAACCUGAUGGCCUCCGACCACCUGGACACGCCCAUGCUGCGCAGCGGGAACCUCAAGGGGCGUGACACCGUCCGCUGGAAGAUCACCAACAACGUGCAGCGGCCUGGCUUUGCCACCCACGCUGCCAGCACAAACCCCACGGAGCUGGUUCCCUACGGGCUGUCCCUGCGCCUUGCCCGCCUUUGCACUGAGAACUUACUGAAGCCUGACACUCGAGAAUGUGACCAGCUGCGCCAGGAGGUGGAGGAGAAUCUGAGCGAGGUGUACGGACAGAUCACAGGCGCGCACAAGCUGCAGCAGACUAAGUUCCGGCAACAGCCCAAUGCUGGGAAGAAGCAGGACCACACCAUUGUGGAUACAGUGCUGACGGCACCCCGCGCAGCCAAGCACGCCCUGCUGAAGCUCACCGAAAAGCAUGUGGAGCAGGGAGCCUUCCAUGAGCUCAAGGUGGCCCCUGGCUACUACACCCUCACUGCAGACCAGGAUGCCCGGGGCAUGGUGGAGUUCCAGGAAGGCGUGGAGCUGGUAGAUGUGCGGGUGCCCCUCUUCAUCCGGCCUGAGGAUGAUGACGAGAAGCAGCUGCUGGUGGAGGCCAUCGAUGUGCCCAUGGGCACUGCCACUCUCGGCCGCCGCUUGGUAAACAUCACCAUCAUCAAGGAGCAAGCCAGUGGGAUUGUGUCCUUUGAGCGGCCUGAGUACUCGGUCAGCGGUGGGGAGCAGGUGGCCCGCAUUCCUGUCAUCCGGCGCAUCCUGGACAAUGGCAAGUCCCAGGUCUCCUACCGCACGCAGGACAACACAGCACUGGGCAACCAGGACUACAUCCCCACAGAGGGUGAGCUGCUGUUCCAACCCGGGGAGACCUGGAAGGAGCUGCAGGUGAAGCUCCUGGAGCUGCAGGAGAUGGACUCCCUCCUGCGGGGCCGCCAGACCCGCCACUUCCACAUCGAGCUCAGCAAUCCCAAGUUUGGGGCUCGCCUGGGCCAGCCCUACUCAGCCACUGUCAUCGUUGGGGACCGAGACGAACUGGACCGGAACUUCAUGAGCCAGACCGUGUCAUCAUCCCCCCGUGGUGACCUGGGUGCCCCACAGAACCCCAAUGCCAAGGCUGCUGGGUCCCGGAAGAUCCACUUCAACUGGCUUCCCCCUCCUGGCAAACCGACAGGGUACAGGGUGAAGUACUGGAUCCAGGGUGACUCUGAGUCCGAAGCCCACCUCCUCGACAGUAAGGUGCCCUCAGUGGAGCUCACCAACCUGUACCCAUACUGUGACUACGAGAUGAAGGUGUGCGCCUACGGGGCGCAGGGCGAGGGCCCCUAUAGCUCCCUGGUGUCCUGCCGCACCCACCAGGAAGUCCCCAGUGAGCCAGGGCGCCUGGCCUUCAAUGUCGUCUCCUCCACCGUGACCCAGCUGAGCUGGGCUGAGCCAGCCGAGACCAACGGCGAGAUCACAGCCUAUGAGGUCUGCUAUGGCCUGGUCAACGAAGACAACCGACCCAUCGGGCCCAUGAAGAAGGUGCUUGUGGACAGCCCCAAGAGGCGGAUGCUUCUCAUCGAGAACCUGCGUGAAUCCCAGCCAUACCGCUACACGGUGAAGGCGCGCAACGGGGCAGGCUGGGGGCCGGAGCGGGAGGCCAUCAUCAACCUGGCCACCCAGCCCAAGCGGCCCAUGUCCAUCCCCAUCAUCCCGGACAUACCCAUUGUGGAUGCCCAGAGUGGGGAAGAUUAUGAAAACUUCCUCAUGUACAGCGAUGACGUACUACGCUCCCCAGCUGGCAGCCAGAGGCCCAGCGUCUCUGAUGACACUGGCGGCGGCUGGAAGUUCGAACCCCUGCUAGGGGAGGAGCUGGACCUGCGGCGCGUCACGUGGCGGCUGCCCCCGGAGCUCAUCCCGCGCCUGUCGGCCAGCAGCCGGUGCUCCUCGGACGCUGCCGAGCCGCCCCGCGGCCCCCCGGACGACGGCGCCCGCGGGGGCGCGGGGGGCGCGGGCGGGGAGGGCGGCGGCCUGGCCCGCAGCGCCACGCCGGGGCCCCGCGGAGAGCACCUGGUGAACGGGCGGAUGGACCUCACCUUCCCGGGCAGUGCCAACUCCCUGCACAGGAUGACCUCAGCCACCACCACCUACGGCACCCACCUGAGCCCACAGCUGGCCCACCGUGUGCUGAGCACAUCCUCCACCCUCACUCGGGACUACCACUCGCUGACCCGCACGGAACGCUCCCAUCCGGCCACGCUGCCCAGAGACUACUCCACCCUCACCUCCCUCUCCUCCCACAGCACCCACUUGGGGGCAGGCCUGCCCAACACACCCACCCGCCUGGUGUUCUCAGCCCUGGGACCCACGUCUCUGAAAGUGAGCUGGCAGGAGCCCCAAUGUGAGCAGGUCCUGCAGGGCUACAGCGUGGAGUACCAGCUGCUGAAUGGAGGUGAGAUGCAUCGGCUCCACAUUCCCAGCCCCAGCCAGACUUCCGUGGUGGUGGAAGACCUUCUACCCAACCACUCCUACGUGUUCCGUGUGCGGGCCCAGAGCCAGGAAGGCUGGGGUCCAGAGCGUGAGGGUGUCAUUACCAUUGAGUCCCAGGUGCACCCCCAGAGCCCACUCUGCCCCCUGCCAGGCUCUGCCUUCACUUUGAGCACCCCCAGUGCCCCAGGCCCACUGGUGUUCACAGCCCUCAGCCCAGACUCCCUGCAGCUGAGCUGGGAGCGGCCACGCAGGCCUGAAGGGGAUAUCCUUGGAUACCUGGUGACCUGUGAGAUGGUCCAUGGAGGAGAGCCAGCUACCACAUUCCUGGUGGAUGGUGACAACCCUGAGAGCCGGCUGACGGUGCCAGGCCUACGGGAGAAUGUGCCCUACAAGUUCAAGGUGCAGGCCAAGACCACUGAAGGCUUCGGGCCAGAGCGUGAGGGUAUCAUCACCAUUGAGUCCCAGGAAGGAGGCCCCUUCCCACAGCUGGGCGGCCACGCCGGGCUCUUCCAGCACUCACUGCCAGGCGAGUACAGCAUUACCACCACCCACACCGAGCCCUUCCUGCUGGAUGGACUGACCCUAGGGUCCCAGCACCUGGAAGCAGGUGGCUCUCUCACCCGGCACGUGACCCAGGAGUUCGUGAGCCGGACCCUGACCACCAGUGGGACUCUCAGCACGCAGGUGGACCAACAGUUCUUCCAGACCUGAGCCCCCACCCACCCAGGCAGUGUCCGGGAACCUGGGCCCCCACCCUGCCUCCUCCCCCUGGCUCUGCCUUGGCUAACCCACCCUUGGACCCUGAGCAGCUCAGCCCAACUGCAUGCUGAUUACGGGACUGGCACCUCUGCCCAAGAGUAAGGGGUAGGUGUUCUCUGGGAGGUAGGAAGGGGGCCGAGGUCCCCAAAAGCCCUUUGAGCUGCCAUCCCAUCCCAUCCCCCAUGGCCCAAGCCCGUUCAUAACCAAAGAGCAAGGACCAGCAUGACAAGGACCCAGCUUUGUUCUGCCUUUAAUAAAAGAUUUUGGUACCACUUG
This is a messenger RNA of Manis javanica (Malayan pangolin), 5809 nucleotides long. The record is from RefSeq and is a predicted model, not a curated record. Lineage: Eukaryota; Metazoa; Chordata; Mammalia; Pholidota; Manidae.